AGACCAACCGGUCGUUCUUUAGUCCAAACAAAACGGGGACCGAAUCUUCGUGAUAUUUCUACCUAGUCUACAUAAUGCAUCCACCCUCGUCCCUGAUUCGUGACCUACCUAAUUCAGUCUUACUGUUCGAUCCUGUAUAAGAAUACCCUCAUAGCAUCUUAUCCUUCUGCCCCUCAUGAGGGCCUUAUCGCUUUCCAUCUCUAUCCUCGUAGCCGCACUCUCCAUAAUCGUCUAUCGAGAACAAGUGUUCGAGCUCGUAACCGCGACAUUCGACACAAUCCUAGGAAACUUCCCAAACCUCUACGAUAGUGACGUUAAAGCUAGCAGCGCUAUACUGAAAACGACUACGACGACCACUUCCGAAUCCGAGUCCGAAUCGCCCUUCUAUAAACCGACCGAAAUGUCGAUACCUAGAGCGAUCCGGAAGGUUUUCCUCGCGGUCGAGCAAGCCGAGGGUGCAGGUGCUCGUGUACGACGUAGCAUUGGCACGCCUCAAUUGCGCAAUUUCUCGCCCUUCCUGAUGCUCGACCACUUCAGUAUCAAACCCGGCGCCGGUUUCCCCGACCACCCCCAUCGCGGCCAAGAAACCAUUACGUAUUUGCUCAGCGGCGGUGUCGACCACGAGGAUUUCGCCGGAAACGCGGGUACUAUCGAAGCCGGCGACCUACAAUUCAUGACGGCUGGUCGCGGAAUUAUGCAUGCUGAGAUGCCGCGUCAGAACCCAGAUGGUAGCGCCAAUGUUGGUCUUCAGCUAUGGGUUGACCUGCCCGCUCAUCUUAAAGCUUGCGAGCCUCGUUACCGUGACCUGCGCGCCAAUGAAAUCCCUACGGCCGACCUCGAUAACGGCAAAGUCCACGUCAAAGUCAUCUCAGGUCAGGCUGGUGGUGUCGACAGCGUAAAAGACUUGGCUUAUACUCCUGUCUGGGUGCUCGACGUUGAAAUCAAGCCCGGCGGCAAGCUAGCGCAACCCUUGCCAAAGGGCUGGAACGCCUUCUCAUACCAAUUAGAGGGAUCUGCUGUAUUUGGAUCGGGCGACAGCAAGCAGACGGUCGCACAGUACCACAAUUGCGUUUUCGAACCUAACGGCGAUGUGGUACUUGUUGAGGUACCCGAGACUGCGACGGAGAGUGCAAGAUUCGUGCUCGUCGCCGGUCAGAUCCUUGACCAAAAAGUCGUUCAAUACGGUCCCUUUGUGCUCAACACACCCGAGGAAGUGCGCCAGGCACUAAUAGACUAUCAAUUCCAUAUGAACGGAUUCGAAAGGGCUAAGGACUGGCACAGCGAAAUCGGCAAAUCGAUGGCUAGCUAAGCGAUAAGCCAUUGAUGUUUUAAAAUUGGCGUCAUUUGAAUCCCCCCGGGGACUUUCCUUAACCCUUUGAGCCGAUUUCGCCGAAUUCUUGUAUAUAGUUUCUCCUCCCUUGCAUUAUACCUUUCCUUUGGAUAC
This is a messenger RNA of Hypoxylon trugodes, 1444 nucleotides long. Its product is annotated as RmlC-like cupin domain-containing protein. Bases 176 to 1309 code for a protein of 377 amino acids. NCBI's taxonomy places the organism in Eukaryota, Fungi, Ascomycota, Sordariomycetes, Xylariales, Hypoxylaceae. The record is from RefSeq and is a predicted model, not a curated record. The transcript has a single exon.